Aplysia californica (California sea hare) is the source of this 1193-nucleotide messenger RNA. Its product is annotated as phospholipid phosphatase 6. Gene Ontology annotation, molecular function: sphingosine-1-phosphate phosphatase activity. The record is from RefSeq and is a predicted model, not a curated record. NCBI's taxonomy places the organism in Eukaryota, Metazoa, Mollusca, Gastropoda, Aplysiida, Aplysiidae. The transcript is spliced from 3 exons. Bases 364 to 1050 code for a protein of 228 amino acids.
AAUGUUAUUUCUUUGGACCCAGAGAGUAAUACCCAGACCACCGUUCUAUGAACCGGAAACAGCUGUUGUUUAUAUUUUGGUUCCUUUCCUCGUCACUCGUCACACUUUCUGUGAGUACAUCAUUCAUGAUCGGUUAAAGGUGAUCGAAGGAAACCAUCUAAUCCACUUUUACGACACCUUUACUUAUGCUGUCGAUCCUUAAAUGUCCUGGGCGUAUAGAUCUAUCUGAAGAGGUGUCAAUUAAAAGAAAUUAUAAUAUUGUUUGAAAACAAGGGAAAAUAAACUUAUCGAGUGGAGUGUACCACACUGUACUUCUGGUGAUUGUCAAUAAUUGGAGACAAUUAGAGCAGGCAACAUUUCAAGAUGAGGAAACGCCCGAUUGUACAAAAAGUGGAUGAUGUCCAGAUCUCAGAGGAGGAAACGACCACUCAAGUGUGCACGUCUGCGUGUCUGUCUGUGUGGGAUUCCUUCCUGAGGCUGGACGAUCAGUACACCAAGCAACUUGCCUUAUGCGCCACCAGGGAUGCCCCCCUAGGCUAUCUCCGGCCAUUGAUGAAAGUUCUAGAAAUCAGUUGCCACGGAGUACCCUGGAUACUUGGGACUGCUGUGAUGUUUCUGUGUUCUCAUAGAUCUCAAGACAUUGAAAUCUCUGUGAAUUUGUUUUUUGCUCUCAUGUUUGAUCUCAUCGUGGUGGGCGUGUUGAAAGCGACGUUCCGGAGGUCCCGCCCCAGCCACAACGUGAUGGACAUGUUCGCAGCGCCCUCUGUGGACAAGUUUUCCUUCCCCUCGGGACAUUCCACGCGCGCGGCGUUCAUGGCGCUCUUCCUGUGCAACCACAUGCUGUCCAACCCGCUGUACAUUUUGGUCGUCUGCAUGUGGUCGCUCAGCGUCAGCGCGUCUCGGAUACUGCUGGGUCGCCACCACAUCCUGGACGUGGUGUGUGGGUUCGGUAUUGGGGUGCUGUCCUACUACACCUACCUCAACGUGUGGCUCUCGCAGGACACCUGUCUCCACUAUCUGGAUACUUACUUUGGACACGUUCAUCUAUGAGUGCUGUGGAGGGCGGGGGUCAUUUCAGAAGAUUAUUUAUAAUGGGAUUGUGAUGCCAGAUACAAGUUGGGAGACACAUAUAUUAUAUAUAUAUAUAUAUAUGUGUCGCAGCAUGACAGGAUCAGGCGCUCGUCAAUUUUUGG